AGGGCUGUAUAAAUAAAAAUCACACAAGAAAGCGGGCGGCACGAAGGAUAGUAAAAUAAAAUAAAAUACCGUUAUAUCCACCAAUGGUUUGUUAUGUCGGUGGUGCUGGAGGCUGAAGAGGGGAUUAGCAAGUCAUGAACUGGAGUGGACCGUGAAGUCAUCAACAUCCAAUGCCCACUCCGGUAUCGUCAAAAGAACCAAACCUCUUCUCUUCACUCCUCCAUCUACAAACACAAUGACACCCGGCCCAAGCUGCCGGCAAUGGAGAGUCUCCCCUCCCAUCGCCAGUUCCUAACAACUCUUAUCAAUUCCGUCUCCGACAUCGCUCCGCCCGCCGACGCCGCAUUGUCACCACCAGCCCCUCCAUCCUCGACUACUCCGUCGCCCCUGCAAGCCAUCGCGCAGGCCCAGCGCCCCCUGCUGCUGACCCUGCACGUGCUUUUCCCAAGCCUCCUCCUCCCGGCGCUCGACCUUCUUGACCGCGGGCUCGUCACGCGGCUGCGUCGUGCGGAGGCGGGCGCCUUGGGCAAUGACGCCGAACAGGAUGGAUCUGUAGACGGGGCCAAGGACGCCGCCGCUGGAGGAUCAAGCGAUGGCAUUUUCCUCGUGCGGUCACUAGCCACGACGCUGACGCGCCGGAAUCGCGAUGUCGCCCUCUCGUCGCAGCGUUACAGCGUCCACCUCGGCGUGUGGAACUGCUCCUGCGCGAGCUUCGCGUUUGACGCCUUCCCGAGCCAUCCAGGACCAGCUUCAGAACAGGAGGACGCGUCGCAGCUUUCGGGGCGGUGGUCGUUUGGCGGAGCGAGCCGAGACGGGCUGAGUGUAUCCGCUGGCGAUGUGCCAUGCUGUAAGCAUCUCCUCGCGUGUCUACUGGUUGAAAAGUGGCCGAGCAUGCUAGGACAGUACGUUGAGGACCGGGAUACCUCGAGGGAAGACAUGGCGGGCAUCGCUGCGGAAAUGUAACGAGGCACUGGAUGCGUUGUGAGAUGGACGUCAAGGCGGUGGCUGGCAUGUAUUAUCCCCGCGACCUCAUCUAGUAAUCCGACAUGAUAUGCUCAA
Ilyonectria robusta is the source of this 1059-nucleotide messenger RNA. RefSeq lists its product as uncharacterized. Lineage: Eukaryota; Fungi; Ascomycota; Sordariomycetes; Hypocreales; Nectriaceae. The coding region runs from base 262 to 963 and encodes 233 amino acids. The transcript has a single exon. The record is from RefSeq and is a predicted model, not a curated record.